This is a messenger RNA of Anoplopoma fimbria (sablefish), 2689 nucleotides long. It is a transcript of the gene c7a, whose product is annotated as complement component 7a. The record is from RefSeq and is a predicted model, not a curated record. Gene Ontology annotation, cellular component: membrane attack complex. The transcript has 18 exons. Lineage: Eukaryota; Metazoa; Chordata; Actinopteri; Perciformes; Anoplopomatidae. Gene Ontology annotation, molecular function: protein binding. The coding region runs from base 1 to 2523 and encodes 840 amino acids. Gene Ontology annotation, biological process: immune response.
AUGAAGAGCAUUACAAAACUCUUGUUAGCAGCCCUGCCAUGGCUGCUCUUCUUGUUCACUCUAAAAGGGUUUUGUGACCAGAGAGUUCAUUGCCAGUGGGGACCUUAUGGUGACUGGUCAGAGUGUGAUGGCUGCACCAAAUUACAGACAAGAAGCCGAGCUAUGGCUGUCUACGCUCAGUUUGGAGGGAACCGCUGCGACGGGGAACGGACUGAGACCAGGUCCUGUGAAACCACACAAGGCUGCCCUCUAGAGGAUGGAUGUGGAGACAGGUUUCGCUGUCGAUCAGGGAAGUGUAUUAGCCAGUCUCUGGUGUGUAACGGAGAUCAGGACUGUGAGGAAGACGGACUUGAUGAACAUGGCUGUGACAUUGAAAAACACAUUGUAUGUCAAAAGUCAGUUCCCCCGCCUAACAUUGAACUCCUAGGACUCGGGUUUGAUGUGGUGUUGGGGAGGAGGAGGGCCCCUGUCAUCAACACAAAGAGCUUUGGGGGACAGUGUCGCGUCAUCCACAGCGGAGUCCACAGAGCUCUCUACAGGCUGCCCCUUAGUACUAUCCAGUACAGCUUUAUGGUUAAAGCUCAGAAUGACUUCAGUGAUGAGAUGUAUACCAGUAAAUGGCACUAUGCGAAGGACGUUGUCAACAGAGAGACAGUGACUGGGACCACAACAGGAUAUAAAAAUUAUGACUUUCAUGAGACACAUGACAGGACCCAGACCCAAAAGCUCCUAGUUCUAAAGAGUGACAUUGAGGUAGCUCAGUUCCAGAGCAACUCUCAUCAGUACCUCCCACUAUCUGAGGAGUUCUGGAAAGCGCUUGCUAAACUCCCAUCAGUCUACGACUACGCUGCCUACAGGAAGGUUUUGCAGACGUUUGGAACACACUACCUGUCUGAAGGAAGCCUUGGAGGCUCCUUCAAGAUCAUCGCCAAGAUUGAUGAAAAAACUGAAAAACGGAUGGUCAGCAGAAGCCAUCAUUCUAAUGAAUGUGCAAGGACUAAACGUUGGGUUUUAAUAUUCCCCAUCACCCACGAGGACUGCAGUAGUGAACAUAGUGAUCACACAACACGCAGUGGUACUUCCAGGAGCAAUAAUGUGCAAAAAGUAGAUGUGAAGGGAGGAGGCAUCGAACAUAUCGCAGUACUGCAGGCCAUGGAGCUCACUGAUCCGAAUAGGAACUGGGAAAUGUUCUCAAACUGGGCAGAGUCUGUUCGUUAUUUUCCAGAUGUCACAAAACAAACACUGCGGCCGCUGUCAGAGCUGGUAAAGGAGGUUCAGUGUGCUGGGGUGAAGAGACUCUACCUUCGCAGGGCCAUAGAGCAGUACCUUACUGAGAGCGACACCUGCCACUGCCGGCCCUGCAGGAACAAUGGCAUGGUUGUCAUGGAUGGAGAUGAAUGCAAAUGCAUCUGUAAGACGGGCACAUCAGGACCCGCCUGUGAACAGGGAAGUGAAGUAGAGGGUCAGCAGGGAGUGAUACACGGCAGUUGGGCCUGCUGGUCAGCCUGGUCAUCGUGCUCUCAGGGUCGAAGAUCAAGAAGUCGUACCUGCUCUAAUCCCACUCCUCGGAGCGGGGGGCAACAAUGUCACGGAGAACCCGUUGAGGCGUCUGAGUGUGAAGACCAAGACCUGCAAUACUUGAAAUCCAUGGAGCCUCAGUGCUUUGACCAAACUCUCCAACCAAGUCAGACAUGUGUAAACCCACCGGGUCUAAUCAACGGCUACAUCCUGGUCCCUAAGGACAUUUACAUUGUGGGUAGUAUGGUUGCGUACACCUGCACUGGCAGUUAUUAUCUUGUUGGUGACAGCGUCAUAGAAUGCUCCGCUGAUCAAACCUGGUCUACCAGCCCUGGACUGUGCACAGUCUCAAGGUGCAACAUUCUGUCCCUCUCUGAUGACGUCACUGCCACUCCUUUACAGCAGUACUAUGGCAUAGGGGAGACAGUCACCUUGUCCUGUCCAGCAGGUAGACAGCUACUAGGAGAACCAACGAUUAUAUGUGACCCCAGUCUGCAUUUUUCACCAGACCCGGCAGACAUCAAAUGCAGCCCAGAGAGCACCCCACAGCAACCCAGAUUUCCUUUAGUGCAAUGUAAACCGUGGCAGAAGUCUACCAGAGGAAUAUGUGUUUGUAAACUGCCUUUUGAGUGCAGUUCAUCUUUGGAGGUGUGCGCCCGUCAUCCUGUGAAUGGAAAAUCAGUUGUUCUGAAUGUCUGCAAAAUGCAUGCUCUGCAGUGUAUGGGGAAAAACUAUAUGAUAGCAGAGGACAGCACAUGCAAGUGGCCGGAGCACAACACAACAGGCUGCACCAACUGUCAAAUGUGGGAGACCUGUGACGAUCAAACCAACGAGUGUCGCUGUAAGGACUCUGCAGUUUGCUUGAACCUGGGAUUAAAUGUGUGUGUUAAAGUUGGGGAGGAUGAAACCUCAGUGUUUCAGACUAUGAGCGAGUGUGAAGCAGGAGUACACCGAUGUAAGGGAGAAAAGGUUUCAGUUGUCAGUAUCCUGCCUUGUACUGCCUGAAAAUGCCGGUUUGACCGCAUGACUUUAAAUCUCCACUGUCCCUUACACAUUUAUCCCAAAAGAACAAUCACAUUUUUCUAGUGAAUAAGUAUUUUAUCACAUAAUUGAUAAAGAACACUGUUAUGCAUGUAUAAAACUAUAAUGUAAAACUGUAUCCAAACAAUGA